AUGAUCCGACCCUUUCGUUCCAGAAUCUUUCGCCUUGUUGAAUAUGAUCCAAUUGAAUGGCAUGAACGGAGAAACAAUCCAUGCUGCUGCAGGGUGUUUGACGUCCUGAAUCAUAGUAGUAGCAGCAUAAAACUUGAUCCUAAAUUUGAGAUUCCUCUACCUGGUCCUAAAUCAUUAAAGGGUAGAGAACUUUAUAUUGAAGUACUUCCUUGUAAUGGUCUUUUUUACUUGAGUGAUCCAGAGUAUAGAAACAGUUCACUUGUUUGCAACCCAAUAACAGGUGAGUUCAUAAGGCUUCCAAAAAUCCCUCCAGUCCAGAAACACUGCAAGCAAAUACAUUGGGGUUUUGGUUUCCACCCAAAAACAAACCAAUACAAGCUAGUGAGAAUACAUAUCUUUGAAGAUCAUAGUAUGGUUUUUGAAAUGCACACAGUUGGAAUAUCGACAUGGAUAAAUAUUGAGAUAGAUUAUCCCAAGAAUUUGAUAAAUUUGUGUGAGAUUGGUACUUAUUUAAACGGGGCACUUCAUUGGAUUGGUUUAGAUGUUGAUGGAAAUGUCUCGAUAUGGGCCUUCAAUUUCGACACGGAGAAGUUUCAAACCUUCUCUAUGGCGCCCAGGGAUCCAGGUACAAAACUCAUCUUAUUUGAAUUCAGGAAUUCUCUUUGCUUGAUAUAUUUUAAUAAGCUGCUUGGCACAAUGUGGAGGAUGGAAAGAUAUGGAGUUGGAGAAUCUUGGACUCCUAUUUUCCAGCAUUCUGCAAGUUCCGACAGUACAUAUCAAUUACAUGAUUGCAUUGCCUACCAUGAUCCUGAAAAUCAAGAGUUUAGGAUUUUGUUGACUACUCCGUGGUAUGAUGACCAUUUUCAAAUAGUUCACCAUGUUCCGUCUCUCAUUCGAUUGAAGGAUAUUAUCAUCGGAGAUAAUGUUUUGGUGCAGAAUAUUUAUUCAUGA
Messenger RNA from Arachis stenosperma, 951 nucleotides. RefSeq names its product F-box protein At3g07870-like. Lineage: Eukaryota; Viridiplantae; Streptophyta; Magnoliopsida; Fabales; Fabaceae. The coding region runs from base 1 to 951 and encodes 316 amino acids. The record is from RefSeq and is a predicted model, not a curated record. The transcript has a single exon.